UGGUACCAUCGUCAGGGCCUCUCCAGCCUGGUCGUCUUUGGGCAAUUCAGGUCAUUCAACGAUAGUUAUGACCUCCCGAUUACGCGCGUUUGGUGGAAGAAUUAAUAACAUCCGUACCUCAGAAUUACCCAAGGAGAAAACUCGAUCUGAAGUCGUGUGCAGCAUCCGCUUUUUAGAUGGCUUGGUACAGACCUUUAAAGUUAAUAAACAAGAUACCGGUCAAGUUCUUCUGGAUAUGGCAUUCAACCACUUGUGCGUGACUGAGAAGGAAUAUUUUGGUUUGCAGCAUGGCGAUGAAUCAGUGGACUCUCCCAGAUGGCUGGAAUCAAGCAAACCCAUCAGGAAGCAGUUAAAAGGAGGUUUCCCCUGUACCCUGCAUUUUCGAGUAAGAUUUUUUAUACCUGAUCCCAACACACUGCAACAAGAACAAACCAGGCAUUUGUAUUUCUUACAACUGAAGAUGGAUAUUUGUGAAGGAAGGCUGACCUGCCCUCUUAACUCAGCGGUGGUUCUAGCAUCCUAUGCAGUGCAAUCUCAUUUUGGAGACUAUAAUUCUUCCGUUCAUCAGCCGGGCUAUCUUUCUGAUAGUCAGUUUAUACCAGAUCAGAACGAUGACUUUGUAACGAAGGUGGAGUCUCUGCAUGAGCAGCACAGUGGGCUGAAGCAGUCAGAAGCUGAAUCCUGCUUCAUCAACAUAGCACGGACCCUCGACUUCUAUGGAGUGGAGCUGCACAGUGGUAGGGACCUGCACAAUUUAGAUCUAAUGAUUGGAAUUGCUUCCGCGGGCAUUGCUGUGUACCGAAAAUAUAUUUGCACAAGUUUCUAUCCUUGGGUGAACAUUCUAAAAAUCUCUUUCAAAAGGAAAAAGUUCUUUAUCCAUCAGCGACAAAAACAGACUGAAUCCAGGGAUCAUAUUGUGGCCUUCAACAUGUUAAAUUACCGAUCUUGCAAAAACUUGUGGAAAUCCUGUGUCGAGCACCAUACAUUCUUUCAGGCAAAGAAGCUACUACCUCAGGAAAAGAAUGUUCUGUCUCAGUACUGGACGCUGGGCUCUAGGAACCCCAACAAGUCUGUAAAUAACCAGUAUUGCAAAAAGGUGAUUGGAGGGAUGGUCUGGAACCCAGCCAUGCGGAGAUCCUUAUCCGUGGAGCAUUUAGAAACCAAGAGUCUGCCUUCUCGCUCCCCUCCUAUUACUCCCAACUGGCGAAGUCCUCGGCUCCGGCAUGAAAUCCGAAAGCCACGGCACUCUUCGGCAGAUAACCUCGCCAACGAAAUGACGUACAUCACCGAAACCGAGGACGUGUUUUACACCUACAAGGGCUCGCUCUCCCCGAAAGACAGCGAUUCCGAGGUUUCUCAGAACCAAAGCCCACACCAAGAGAGCAUAUCCGAGAACAAUCCAGCACAGAGCUGCCGGACCCGGAAGUCAUCCAGUUCUGUGUCUCCAUCUUCAAAUGCUCCAGGCUCCUGCUCCCCAGAUGGCGUGGAUCAGCAGUUCCUAGAGGAGUUCCACAGGGUGACCAAAGUGGGCUCCACCGAGGACUCCAGCCAGUACUACUGCGACAAGAAUGAUAAUGGUGAUAGCUACUUAAUCUUGAUCCGUAUCACGCCAGAUGAAGAUGGGAAAUUUGGAUUCAAUCUAAAGGGAGGAGUGGAUCAAAAGAUGCCUCUUGUGGUGUCGAGGAUAAACCCAGAGUCGCCUGCGGACACCUGCACUCCUAAGCUGAACGAAGGAGAUCAGAUCGUGCUGAUCAACGGCCGGGACAUCUCGGAACACACCCACGACCAGGUGGUGAUGUUCAUCAGGGCCAGCCGGGAGUCACACACGCGGGAGCUGGCCCUGGUGAUCAGGAGGAAAGCCGUCCACUCCUUUGCUGAUAUCAAAUCAGAAGAUGAACUGAACCAGCUCUUCCCAGAGACCAUUUUCCCCGUGUGUCCAGAGGGUGCUGACACUUUGGAGGGAUCCAUGGAACAGCUAAAAAAGGGCCUCGAAAGUGGGACGGUGCUGAUCCAGUUCGAGCAACUCUACAGGAAGAAGCCCGGGCUGGCCGUCACGUUCGCAAAGCUGCCUCAGAAUCUGGACAAAAACCGAUACAAGGAUGUGUUGCCUUAUGACACCACCCGGGUAUUACUGCAGGGAAAUGAAGAUUAUAUUAAUGCGAGUUACGUGAACAUGGAAAUUCCUGCUGCUAACCUUGUGAACAAGUACAUCGCCACUCAGGGGCCCCUGCCGCAUACCUGCGCACAAUUCUGGCAAGUCGUCUGGGAUCAGAAGUUAUCACUCAUCGUCAUGUUGACAACCCUCACGGAGCGAGGGCGGACCAAGUGUCACCAGUACUGGCCCGAUCCUCCCAAUGUCGCAGAACACGGCAGAUUUCACAUCCGCUGUCAGUCAGAGGACUGCACUAUUGCCUACGUGUUCCGAGAAAUGCUGGUCACAAACACCGAGACCGGAGAAGAGCACACUGUGACCCACCUCCAGUACGUCGCGUGGCCCGACCACGGCGUGCCCGACGACUCCUCGGACUUCCUGGAAUUUGUAAACUACAUGAGGUCCCUGAGAGUGGACGCCGAACCCGUCUUAGUUCACUGCAGCGCUGGAAUAGGUCGGACUGGUGUCUUGGUCACCAUGGAAACAGCCAUGUGCCUAAUCGAGAGAAACCUGCCCGUUUACCCGCUGGAUAUUGUCCGGAAAAUGCGAGACCAGCGCGCCAUGAUGGUGCAGACGUCAAGCCAGUACAAGUUUGUGUGUGAAGCAAUUCUUCGUGUUUAUGAAGAAGGCUUAGUCCCGAUGCUAGAUCCCAGUUAAGGCAACUGUGAAACAUUCAUUCCUCUUUCCAAGGGCAUCCUCCGUAAGGACAGACCUUCUCUCUGGAAGCAGCAAGAGGAAUCUGUAGGCCGUGGUGUGGGAAAGGAAAGGGCACAUUUGAACCCAGGCACUUUAAAUUUCUAUGAAAAAGGAAUCGUGUACAUAGGAACUGUGUAGAUAACGCAUGCCGCGAUAGUGUCAUUUAGGCCCAUUAUUCCUCCAGAGAGACAUAUGCAAAAGGGCGUCUCAUUUGGGGGCCUGUCCCAAUGCCUUCCUCCCUAGACAUCACCAUGAUCCUGUAAACGAUCCUUGGGCAACUGAGAGGGGACGCCAGCAGCGCUGUUCACCUCCCAGAAGCAAAAUGGUGCGGCUCUUUUGAGUCGCGGGGAUGCUUUGUGUGUAUCUGUGCACAGGACUCCAAGAGCCGAGCUCUCUGUGCUUCUAAGCCAAGCGGAGACCGUUAGCGGGCACCAGCCCUGAUGCUAAGGAAGCCCUGAUGGACGUACCGCACGAUGGGGGGGGUUUUCUGGCUGAAGGACAAGCAGUACCUUUCCUGCCCUCCCUUCCUUUGUCCCAUCUCCCUGCCCCUCUGACAUGCGUGUUUCUGAGAAUCGUGUCCAGACGCCCCGCUUUCCGCCCGCAUUAGUGACCCUCUUGGGGUUCACACGCCGCACCUGAACCGGAUGAGUAAUGCAGGUCCGGGGGAGUCUUCAGUCCACCCUGAGCGUGAGGACUUCGGUGUCGCCUUGUCGGUAUCCGGGCGCUGGCUGUAGGCGCUGCUCGCCUGUCCGCCGCGCUGUGCUCAGCGCCGAAGACGAGUCGUCGACUACUGAAUCUACUACAUGGAUUGCUGCUACUUCCAGCUGCGACACUUGAAGCAUUGCGUCUUCCUGAGGGGAGGCGGGAUAGCAUCUAAAUAUUCAGAAUCUUUGGCCCUUCCGAGGAAAGGUCUUCUAGCCAUUGAACCACGGGAAAGCCAGCUUCUGGACGGCUGUGCAUGGGUGUGGGUCGGCGCGUGUGCGCCCACGGCUGAGAGCUUCUCAGGAUUCCUGACUCGAUUCAAGUGACAGUGGAGUUUAUAUAAAGAAUGAGUCUCUGUAUAGAACAAGCGUGUGCAUUCACCCACGGUUACAAUGGUCUCCGUUUCAUUUCAAAGGAGAGGAUCAGACUAUCUGAAUAGAAACGCAAGUUGAUGUUAAUUUAUUCUAAGUACGCCAUGAUUCUGAUUGUCCUAAAGAAUUCUGCCUUUGUUAAUACUGUGUUAAAUUUUUUUAAAAAUUUGUGACAGGAUUGUAGCAGAUUAUUAUUUAAGGAAAAUAAAUUGCAAAAAGACUUUAAUGUGGUAUGUUUAAAUAGCGGUUUUUAUGUAUCCAGGAGAGGACAUUAAAGCAGUUUCUUAACGGGAUUUAUAGAAAAAGGAUGCUGUUAUGUUAUAUUAAAGCCAUUUUGAUGUUUAAGCAAACUCUAGACCAAUUGCAUAGUUUCCUGGUUGCAACAGGAAUAAAUACCUUUAUCUCCAGACCUGGUGUAUUUACUUGCAUACUUCAUGUCUUUCCCCUGCCAUUAUUUUCCUGCUAAAUGGCAGGGGUGGGAGGAAGGUGUUAUACAGGGCUGUAACCCUGUACUGAGGGACAGGUGGCCACCUGAGCCCCAUCCUGUCAGCACUAUGUCAGGCCAGCGGAAGGAAGCAGGAGAGUAGAGCCAAGCAGCAGGAAGUUUGGUUCCUGGCUCCUGGUUCCACUCCUCAAUAACUAGCUCUAGGCCUAGUCACUUCAGAGCACCACCUCUACUUCCUCACCUGUAAAAUAGGAAAAAUAAUACUGAAGACUUUAAGUUGACUAUGAGGACCGACUAAAAUGCUAUCGAUGGGAAUUCGCAGCAGCUGGAAUCUGGCACUGCUGUGGAUGAAUUACGUGGAAAAGUUAACUUAUCAGUUGAUUAGCCCAAAUGCUCAUGAAACCGAAGUAGAAUCGUAUGGGUUUUUAUAAGGGAAAGAUGCUUUUCUUUUUAUAAGAGAAAAUUGUUUUUCUUCUGGAGAGAAUAGAAGCGGAAAGGCAUAUCAGACCAGUACUUUCAUUCAAUCUGGACUCAGAAAAAUUCUAUCCGCAAAGCACCAAAAAAGAGAGGAAGGUGGGAAAGUUGAUGUAAAUUUAAAUGCCAUCAGAAUAUUUAGCAAAUCAUGGUCAUUUGAUAAAAAUGGAUCAUCUCCCUGUCUGCAAAAAGCUUGAGAAGUCUAACUGUGUUUUGCAGAUUUGUAUUUUUUUAAUUGUUUAACAUGGUUACAGAAAUGUUAUUAGCACACAGAUUUCUAAGAAUCUUACCAAGGUUGCAGCUAGCCUUUGUCUGCCUCUGUGUAGGCCAGUAGUUCAGACCCAGCAGAUGUUACCAGGAACAAGAUCCAUGAAAUACUGGGGAUGAACAAGACAAGAGAAUUACCUAAAGGGGCAAAAUAUGCAAGUAAAUACUGUAGAUACUACUGAUUAAAUCCUGUAACUCAAUAUUUCUUCUUCACCACCUUAUACACAUAAGCAACUAUACUUAAGAAGCCUUUUUGGUUCUUAGUGAAGAACAUCAAAACCAGGAUCAAUAUUUUGCCGGGGAAAUUUGGCUGGGUGUGAAUGGAGAAGACAGUUACAUCCUGCAUUCUGGUACUCUCCAGAAGAUCUAAUUCAGAUGCAUCUCUGUGCUGACGUAAUCAAGAUGGGAGAUCCUUCCUGGUGUCACCGAUUAGAACCUGCACUUGGUGUUUUGACUGUCAACAAAAAAAUACUCCAUUUGGAUGGGGGUAGAAUUGGGGGAGUGGGAGGAAUCUGAAUCACAAACUUGUGCUGGUCUUUAAUUCCUACCACGGUAAUUUAUACCUAAAUAUGCUUUCAGAUUAGUGUAGAUGGUAUUGCUGCUAUGUUGCUACUUGACAUUUUUUGUUGCUCAGAAGUUAUCAUUUGAGUGCAGACAGUAGGCCUCCUAAUCCUUCAGAGGCAACAAGAGCCAGCAUCAAUGGGAAAAGAUCUCAAGAAGCAGGCCUUGGGUUUAGAACCAGACUUAGGCAAGAUUUGUUGCCCUUAGCCUCAGUUUCCUUAUAUGGAAAAGGGGGAGGGUGGGCAGGACUAGAUGAGUUCUUCGGUUCUUUCAACAUUUACCGUGCUAUGUAUCUAUAUUCCAGAGAUUUGAAGUCAAUCCUAUAUGACUUCUGGAGAGAGAUGUAUCAUAUUUCUGUGACGUAUCCCCAAGAGAUUAUCCCUCAAAUCUUGGCGCUGAUGAAUGCAAAUACAAGGAUUGCCACCUCUGAUUCUUGCCAUCCUUGCCAUCCUAAACUGAGAGCAGACUCAGUAACGUUGGCGAAAAUUCUGACCUCAGCCUGAGGAACCAAAUACGUGGGAUUCUGAUGGCUGGACUGCCAUCUUUAUAAUUCAUAUUCUCUUUGGAGCAACAAAGGAUUUGUGUUAUGUAGUUUUGAAAACUAUCUUAAUUGAUCAGCUAUGUUAUUUCUGUAAAUUUGGAAUGUUUUUCAUUCAGGUCUGUGCUGCCAGUGACUCUACUGAAAACAAUUUUAUCAAUAUAAAAACAUUCAAGCUAUGCAACACUA
Miniopterus natalensis is the source of this 6395-nucleotide messenger RNA. Lineage: Eukaryota; Metazoa; Chordata; Mammalia; Chiroptera; Miniopteridae. The record is from RefSeq and is a predicted model, not a curated record.